Puntigrus tetrazona (Sumatra barb) is the source of this 3939-nucleotide messenger RNA. It is a transcript of the gene usp8, whose product is annotated as ubiquitin specific peptidase 8. NCBI's taxonomy places the organism in Eukaryota, Metazoa, Chordata, Actinopteri, Cypriniformes, Cyprinidae. The transcript is spliced from 19 exons. Gene Ontology annotation, molecular function: cysteine-type deubiquitinase activity. Gene Ontology annotation, biological process: Ras protein signal transduction; endosome organization; protein K48-linked deubiquitination. Gene Ontology annotation, cellular component: extrinsic component of plasma membrane; cytosol; midbody. The record is from RefSeq and is a predicted model, not a curated record. Bases 160 to 3231 code for a protein of 1023 amino acids.
GGGUUUGAAUCCGCGCACUUCCGCGUUUGAUCGAGCAGUUUGAGGUGUUUACUGUCAUCGGUGCGAAUAAACUUGACUUUUCUUCGCUGACCUGCUGCUUCCAGCGAGUUUUCUGACAGGAUUUGAGUUCACGCUGUGUUCAGGGAAUAUGAGCUGAAAAUGCCGUCCGUGUCCACCGGAGUGAAGGAUCUGUAUCUGUCCACAUCACUGGGCGAUCUGAACAAGAAAGCAGAAAUCAAGCCGGAUAAAACCAGCACCAGACACUAUGUCCAGAGCGCCUGUAAGAUCUUCAAAGCGGCUGAGGAGUGUCGUCUGGACCGCGAUGAGGAGAAAGCGUAUGUCCUCUACAUGAAGUACCUGACCGUCUAUGACCUCAUCAAGAAGAGACCGGACUUCAAGCAGCAGCAGGAUUUCUUCCUGUCUAUGCUCGGACCGACCAGCUUUAAAAAGGCCAUUGAGGAGGCAGAGAAGCUUUCAGAGAGUUUGAAGCUCCGGUAUGAGGAAGUAGAAGUGCGCAAACAGCUGGAAGAGAAAGAGAGAAAGGAGGAGAGGAGUCGGCGAGAAGAAAGAAUUGAAAAAGAUGGCCGUGCUUCCCUGAGAGGAGCUUCAGAGAAGAAGGACAGUAAGAAGCAGGUUAAAGAGGAGCCCAAUAACAGCGGAUGUGAUAAAGGAAGCAUCAGCGCUAAGGAUCUGUUCCAGCUGAUGAAGGAUCCCAGUAUAAGUGUGCUGGUGAUGGAUGCACGGAGCAGGCAGGACUUCGAGGAGUCUCAGAUGUGUGUCCCGUCUCAGACGUGUAUCAGUGUUCCUGAGGAGGCCAUCAGUCCAGGGAUGACGGUGAAUCAGAUCGAGCUGAAGCUCCCUGAAGUGUCUCUGGACGACUGGAAGCGCCGUGGCUUCGUGGAUUACGUGGUUCUUCUGGACUGGUUCAGCUGCGUCUCUGACCUCAGACUGGGCUCCACUCUACAGAGCCUGAAGGACGCUCUCUAUAAGUGGGACAGCAGCACUAUCCUGCGCAGUGAGCCUCUGGUGCUGGACGGAGGUUAUGAAAGCUGGCUGCUCUUUUAUCCGAUGUACACCAGCAACGCUAAAGUCAGACCCCCUCGACAGCAGACGGCCAGCAGCCUGCCCCAGCUGAACUUCUCGUACCCGUCUCUGGAGGAGCCCAAACCCGUGAGUGUGUGUGAGGAGCCUGCAGCGGCCCCGCAGCUCAACGGCAGGAGCAGUGACCCGGAGCCGCCCACAGAGCCGCCCGCAGCCACACCGGCGCCGCUCACACAGCCUGCUAAAGCAGAGCCCCCCUCCGCUCCCACCGCCUCGCCCCGACACACUCCACAGGUGGACCGCUCCAAAAAACCAGCCGUCAAACCGGCAGCGAGCGCUAAGCUCAGCGAGGAGCCCCCGGUUAGCGACGCCCCCGCGGCACACAACGGCCCCGUGGUCCCUGACCGCUCCGGCAAACCCCCGCUGGACCCCUCCAGAGCCCUGAGCGAGGAGGAGCGCCGGGAGAUCCACGCCCAGACACUCGGCCUGAUGGAGAAAGCUCGGAGAGAGCAGGAGCAGCGCAAACGAGCCCUGGAGGAGAAAGAGCAGAGCGACAGGAAGAAGGAGGAGGAGAAGCAGCAGGACAGGAAGAAGCUGGAGAGACAGACGGCAGAAGAAGAAGAGCAGGGAGACGCCAGAGACGACAAGAACAGGAGAACACAGAAAGAUGUGCCUCUGGACCCUGCCAUGAAGAGCAUGUCCCUGGAUUCACCUGCUCCCUUCAGUGCUAGGGAGCCGCUGACGCGAGCACACAGUGAGGAGAUGGGUCGGACCGUCCCUGGGCUGCCGGACGGCUGGAUGAAGUUUCUGGACACGGUGACGGGCACCUACAGAUACUACCACUCUCCCACCAACCGCGUGCACCUGUAUCCUCCGGAGGUCCACACGCCUCAGGUCCAGCCCAAAGCCAAGCCUCCGCCGGCCGCCGAGAGCGAGAAGGAGAAGGAGCAGGAGCGCAAGAGAGAGAAGGAGCGGGAGAGAGAGCAGUCCAAACUCAAACGCUCGUACUCGUCUCCAGACAUCAGCCAGGAGCUGAGCGGCGAGAGAAAACCUGCAGCUAUACCCACCUUCAACAGAGAGAACAAGCCGCUGACCGCCGCUGCGUACACUAAGGUGGAGAUCACUCGUCCGUCUGCAGCGAAGAUCCGGAACCUGAACCCGGUGUUUGGGGGUCAGGGGCCGUUGCUAACGGGCCUCCGUAACCUCGGCAACACCUGCUACAUGAACUCCAUCCUCCAGUGUCUGUGUAACACAGUCGCCAUGGCGGAGUACUUCAACCGGAACUACUAUCAGGACGACAUUAACCGGGCCAAUAUUCUGGGUCAUAAGGGCGAGGUGGCCGAGGAGUUCAGCGUCAUCAUGAAGGCGCUGUGGUCAGGACAGUAUAAAAUGAUCAGCCCGCAGGAUUUUAAAGGCACCAUCUGUAAGAUCAACAACCGCUUCUCCAGCUACGAGCACCAGGACUCUCAGGAGCUGCUGCUGUUCCUGAUGGACGGCCUUCACGAGGACCUCAACAAGGCGGAUAAACGGCGCGGCUAUAAGGAGGAGGACAUCGAUCAUCUGGACGACGUGAGCGCUGCGGAGCUGGCCUGGUCCAAACACAAGCUCCUGAACGAGUCCAUCAUCGUGGCUCUGUUUCAGGGUCAGUUCAAGUCUACGGUCCAGUGUAUGAGCUGCCAGCACAAGUCACGCACCUUCGAGACCUUCAUGUACCUGACUCUGGAGAUGACCCCCAGCAGCAAGUGCUCUCUACAGGACUGUCUGAAGCUCUUCUCUAAAGAGGAGCGUCUGACCGACAGCAACCGCUUCUACUGCCGCCACUGCAAGACUCACCGAGACGCCAUCAAGAAGAUGCAGAUCUGGAAAGUUCCGCCCAUUUUACUCGUACACUUGAAACGGUUUAAAUACGACGGCCGCUGGAGAGAGAAGCUGCAGACGCUGGUAGACUUUCCUCUGGAUAACCUGGACCUCACACAGUACGUGAUCGGACCCAAACAGAACCUGAAGAAGUACCACCUGUACGCUGUGUCUAAUCAUUACGGAGGGAUGGACGGUGGUCACUACACAGCUUACUGUAAGAAUCCUGUGAAGCAGCGCUGGUUCAAGUUCGACGAUCACGAGGUGUCUGACAUCUCCGCCUCCUCCGUCCGCUCGGCUGCCGCCUACAUCUUCUUCUACUCCUCUCUAUGAGGGUCGGCGAUGGGUCGUAACCAUGGCGACGGGAGAUUGAUGCAUGUCUGACAUGCAGCUAUGGGUGGAGCUAAAGCCCUUUGCUUGAAGACUGAUGGACACUUCUGCUGAGGGAACGUCCUCUCUCUCUCUCUCUCUCUCUCUCUCUCUCUCUAUGUCUCUCUCUCUAUGUCUCUCUCUCAGUGGGCGGUUCAGGGGCGUCUGUAGCAGGAGUCUGAACACAGGAGCCUCGUCCCGCUCUGGACCGUGUGAGAUUAGACGUCCAUAUAUGCACACUAUAAUCUAAGCCGCUCAUUAGACGUGCACCUGAUGCUUAGGGAGAUGCGUUUCAUUUAUUUAUAUGGUGACCAAAUAUGACGGGUGCUGCCGGAUCGAAGGCGAGGAAUCACUCACAGACUCACUGGUGUUUGUUCACACCGCUUGGGCCCCGCUCUCUGUAGGCUAGUGUUCAGGGACCCGCUAACCUCCGCAGCGCAGUAACCCUCAUCGACUGAGAGGACCCGAUCGCAGCGGCCCCGGGGCCUUCAUAUCACACAGCUGUGUCUCUGUACUAAUACUCAUCUGAAUCAGAACGGCUGCGGCAUGAGCUUCUGAUGGACUGACUCGUUCUCUCACCUGUUUCUUAUAAUAUUAAGCGCAUUCUUUAAAUCCAUGUAUUAGCCUAUAAACCUUAUACAUGCAUAAAUAAAACAGAAGUAACACACGUGC